Botrytis cinerea B05.10 is the source of this 3203-nucleotide messenger RNA. RefSeq lists its product as hypothetical. The transcript has 2 exons. Bases 1449 to 3131 code for a protein of 560 amino acids. The record is from RefSeq and is a predicted model, not a curated record. Lineage: Eukaryota; Fungi; Ascomycota; Leotiomycetes; Helotiales; Sclerotiniaceae.
GAAGAAUCUUACAAACCCAAUUACCCAGUAUCCAUAAUAAUAAUAAAUUCCAUUUCCAUGCAGGAUUCCAUCCCAUCCCACCUCUUCUGUCCAUGGCGUCCGCAGGAUACCACCUCUUCUGUCAUGCCGCCCGCAAAAUAAAGUACAAGAUGGGGAUACGAGUGCGGGGUUGUGGGGAUCUGGAGAGUGGACGCAUGACGGGGAUGAAGAAUUUCCUGAUUGGGUUGUCGAGAUGUGUUUUCCCGAGAUUUUGGGCAUUGUGGAUGGUGGAUUGUGAAUUGUGAGUUUGCUGUUGAUUACUGGGUUUGGAGAGGGAGAGGGAGAGGGAGAGGGAGAGGGGGGAGAGAUGUUGCGGGUUGAGCGAGUGGUGUUUGUCUGUUCACCUAGAUGUUGAUUCUCAAUUCUAUCCUAUACCACGUACGAGAACCGACUCGACUCAACUCAAUGUCAUUCCAUAUCAUGUAAACAGAUAACCAUCACCAACUCCCGAAAACCCUCCAAAUUCGACCCGGAAUAGUAAUCUACCCUUGGCACAAGGCCAAGAUCUCGAAAAGGUGGGAACAACAACACGAAAACCACAACAUCCAUCUGUCAUUCUCCCCAACUCCCAAACUCAAGCUCCAGUGAAGACAUACGUCCACCUUCCCAAAACCGGGCCAUCUCCCAAUCCAUCCACAUCAAAUAACAGAAUGACAUACGCACCCAUCUUCACGAGCCAUAUACAUGCAGGCAGGACAAAAAGUGUGGGGAGCGAAAAAAAAAAAAAAGAUCUGGGGAUGUCAGGUGCGCGGAUGACAGCGAGCGAUGAAUAAUUUCCUCCACAUGCACAAUCUGAAUGGCUGGCAAAUCCGCAUGUCGAUCUUCUCUCUCUCCGUGGGAUGGAACGGGGAAUGCAGAAUUCGGGAUACGUAAAGUGGUGUUGGGGAGAGGUGGACGCUUCAGGGGGGGUUCCUGGCUGGAAGGGGAGGGAGCGAUGCAUGUGCUUGCUUGGUUGCUUGGAUCGUCAUAUCAGAUCGGAUGGGUGUUGGGUUUGGUACCUGAAUUAUUGGACAGUGAGCGAGUGAGCGAGAGAGUGAGUGAGCUCGGGGUCGUGGGUGUGUUGCUAAGACCCGCGGUUAUGCUUUGACAUGUCAUGACUGUGUGAUCUGAGAGUUGAGAUGAAUGGGGAACGGCGAAUGGGGAUGAGAUGAGAUGAGAUGAACAGGUAUAUAAAGAAGAGCCCUUGAACCCUUGAAUCUUCUUUCCAACUUUCAAUUUGCACUUUGUGAAGAAGAUUGUUGGUGUCGACAUCCUCUUCUUUAAUAUUUAAUUUUCUCGUCCGCUCUUCCUCUGCCUUCCCGAGACGUGGAAAAUUAUCAGAAGAGAAGAUCGCAUUCUUCGUUUUCUCCUACUAUACAUCUACGCUCACACAUCUAUCUACAUAUACAUCUGCAUAUACAAUCGCAAAAAUGAGGAAUCCCAUACUCUCCACCCUCCUCUUAGGAUCAUCACUCCUAGGAGCCGCAACAUGUCUCAACACCACCAUAUCCAAUUCCUACGUCAACAUGUUUUCCACAGACGGCGAUCUCAUCGAUUCCACCUCGGGCAAGAUUGAUUACUUCGAAGGCCAAUAUCUCUGGUACGGCCUAAACUUCGGCUGCGGUGAAGCUUUCUGCGGAAUCGAGAGCUGGAGUUCGCAGGAUUUAGUCACGUGGUCCUCAAACGGUCUACUCUUCGACCCAACUGAAAACGCCACUGCUACCAUCUGUGAACAAUCCGGAGACUGUGGAAGACCACACAUGCUCUACGAUCCCGCGCGCGCCCUCUACAUCCUCUGGGUCAACGCCGGUACUCCUGGCUACGUGAUCUUCACAUCUUCUUCUCCCACCUCCGGAUUCGUCGCUGAAUCCUCCCGUGCUCUCGUGGGAUACCAACCUGAACCCGCGACCCAUCAAACGGGUGAUUUCUCAGUCGCCAUGAUUAACGGAACGGGUUAUAUCGCAUAUUCUCUCAUUGAUUUCACCACGCUCGGCGCAUCCAUCUGGCCCCCAUUCAAACAAUCCAUCUACAUCCAGCAACUAACCAGUGACUUCAUGAACACGACUGGAAACGCAACAGAAGUUCUCCCCGUCGGAGAUCUCGUGGAUCUCCAAGCCGAAUCGCCAGAUAUUUUCUACCGCGAGGGAUAUUACUACAUCUCCGCAUCCAACACCUGUGGGUUCUGCCAAGGAACCAUCUUGAUCAUGUACCGCGCCACCGAUAUCUCCGGACCGUGGACUCGUCAAAUCAUCAGCAGCGAUACAUGCGGUGGACAAACCACCGGUGUUUUAACCAUUCCAUCUUCUACCGGCGGCGACGCAGUCUACAUGCACCAAGCCGACAUUCAAGCCAGCGCGCCCCUUGCCGGUCCCCGCAACGCACAACACGGUCAUCAAUUCCAAGUUCUCAACUUCAAUCCCGACGGUUCCAUUCAAGAUUUAGAUUGUUCCGCCUCUCUCAGCACCAGCAUCGCCCUCCCAAGCACCACCAACAGCAGCGAAAUCAUUUCCGGAGUAGCCAAGAGCGCCACCCUCGGCUCCGGAAACGAACAUCAAGAUUACUAUCUCAACUGUUCGCUCCCCCAAUACGCCCUCUACCAAACCUUCUCCACUCCCCAAGCCGGAAACCUCACUUCCGUGGGCGUGAAUCUCGCCGGUGACGCCCCAACCGACAACGUCACCCUCACCAUCUUCCGAUUCUCCAACACCACCGCGCUCUUCUCCCCCUUCUACCAAUGGGAAACCCUCUCAACCAUCAACGUCACCCCCGAAGAAUUAAGCGCCGCCGUCCUCGCCCUUUCCAUCCCGGUCGGUCAAGAAGUCUCCGCAGGCGAUAAUAUCGGCAUCGCGAUUACCAGUUUGGGAAUCACACCCGUAUGUGUAGCGAUGCGCGGAACAACGAGUGAAUACGCGACUGCGUGGGCGGGAUCUGCCAAUGGUGGAUUUAUCCCCGCACAGAGUGUGGGAGAGAAGCUUGUGAAUGCACCGGGAUCGGGUGGAGUUUUGUUUGCUCAGGGUGCGAACCAGGUUAGUUUUAGAGGAAUGAAUGGGAAUGAAAUUCCCAUUUUGGAGGUUAGUGGGAGGGAACUCAAAUGGUAUGCCGUUGUUGAAUAGAUGUAUGGAUAUAGAGAAAAUUUAUGUAUAAUGGGAUAUUGAUAAUGAAAUAUAUGAAUACAAAAUAAACCA